AUGCACAGCCGCAGCCAAGCUCCUCCGUCCUACCCCCUCCCCUGGGACGACGUAUCACGGCCCGCCACGUGGCCCGCUCCUGCGAGCGCGGGGCCAAACGGCGCGGCCGGCAGGGGGAUGCGCGCGGGAGGGAGGGAGGGGGCAGAGGCUGGGAGCGCCGGGAUGGGGGGAGGAAUGGGGGGAGUUAUGGGGGGAGGCAUGGGGGCGAUGGCGGGGGCGAUGGGGAUGGAUGCGGGGGCGCGCGGAGGGGCGGACUACUCGAUGAGCGACCCCAUCUGGGCGGCCAUCCGCGCGGAAGCCAGGCUGGAGGCUGAGCGAGAGCCCAUCCUCAGCAGCUUCCUGUACGCGUCCAUCCUUGCCCACUCGUGCUUCGAGCGCUCUCUGGGAUUCGUGUUGGCCAACCGCCUGCAGAACGUGACGCUGCUGGCGACGCAGCUGAUGGACGUGUUUGACUCGGUGCUCAUGCUGCCCAAUAUCAGAGCCGCUAUUAGGGCGGACGUGCAGGCCGUGCGUGACCGGGAUCCCUCCUGCCGCUCAUAUUCCAAUGCGCUCCUCUAUUACAAGGGCUACCACGCGCUUCAGUCAUACCGCAUCGCCCAUGCCCUGUGGAACCGCGGCCAGCGCAUCCUGGCCCUCGCCCUGCAGUCGCGCAUCUCCGAGGUGUUUGCAGUGGACAUCCACCCAGCAGCCCGCAUCGGGCGAGGCAUUCUGAUGGACCAUGGCACGGGCGUGGUGAUUGGCGAGACGGCUAUCGUGGGGGAUAGGGUGUCGCUGCUGCAGGGCGUCACGCUAGGAGGCACGGGGAAAGAGGCGGGCGACAGGCAUCCCAAGGUGCAGGAGGAUGUGCUGAUCGGAGCGGGGGCGACCGUGCUGGGCAACAUCAGCAUCGGGCAAGGCUCCAUGAUUGCUGCCGGAUCACUCGUGCUGAAGGACGUUCCACCCCACAGCAUGGUAGCAGGAACUCCAGCCAAGGUGGUUGGGACUCUUUCAGAGCCCAAGCCUGCAUUGACCAUGCAACACGUUUCUGGUAGCUGUCCCAUGCCCCAUGGUGACCUCUCUUCCUCUACCCACAAUCCAUGCCUCCUCCGCCUCUUCCUUCCGCCCCCAUAUGUGCCAGAUGUCACAAGGCAGUAUUGUGAAGAGCUUAUGGAUGAUACCAUUGGUGGAGCCAACAUUUAG
Messenger RNA from Closterium sp. NIES-65, 1179 nucleotides. NCBI's taxonomy places the organism in Eukaryota, Viridiplantae, Streptophyta, Zygnematophyceae, Desmidiales, Closteriaceae. The record is from the annotation of a GenBank genome assembly.